Erythranthe guttata (spotted monkey flower) is the source of this 1804-nucleotide messenger RNA. RefSeq names its product homeobox protein knotted-1-like 3. Gene Ontology annotation, molecular function: DNA binding. NCBI's taxonomy places the organism in Eukaryota, Viridiplantae, Streptophyta, Magnoliopsida, Lamiales, Phrymaceae. Gene Ontology annotation, biological process: regulation of DNA-templated transcription. The record is from RefSeq and is a predicted model, not a curated record. Gene Ontology annotation, cellular component: nucleus.
AUGUGUCUCACUCUGCCGUUGACGUUCAUUUUCAGACCCAAACAAAUCAGUUUACACACACAUAAUACCAUUCAUUAUAAUUUAUACCCACGACGACGACGACGACCAUAUGUAUUGUUGAUGAUGACGAUCAAUAAGCAUACAUAUACUUGUUGAAGAAGAAGAAGAAGAAGACCAAAAAACAUCACAGCGUAUAAUUUAUAGCGAUGGCCUUCCCCAACCAUUUAUCUGAUGAAGAAGAAAUCCCUCUGCAGCAUUUCUCCGAACACCACUUACCCCUAAAUUCUUCUACCCUUUUACGGAAUACUCUCACCGACAACAAGCCCUCCUCCACCCCUACCUGGCUCAACCCCGCCCGCCACUUCUCCUCUCCCCCCGACGACUCUAAUUUCCUCAAUCUUCACACCACCCACCCCUCCUCUUCCUCCACCCCCACCGAUCAGUGGCUUCUGCACCCACCUCCCACCGAUAUCGACGCCAUGGCCUCCGCCAUCUCUCAUCAAUCACCCGACUUGCACAAUCAUUCUAGUUUUGGUGAUGUAGCGGUCAAUUGGCAAACUGCCAGGUAUAAAACCCAGAUUCUAUCCCAUCCUCUCUACGAGCAGCUUCUAUCUGCACAUGUGGCUUGCUUGCGUAUUGCCACCCCUGUCGAUCAGCUCUCUAGGAUAGAUGGUCAGCUCGCCCACUCCCAGCAAGUUGUUGCAAAGUACUCCGCCCUCGGGCAUGGAAAUCUUGGUGACGAUAAAGAGCUUGAUCAAUUUAUGACACAUUACGUACUAUUGCUAUGUUCAUUUAAAGAGCAACUGCAGCAGCAUGUGCGUGUUCAUGCAAUGGAAGCAGUUAUGGCUUGCUGGGAGAUUGAGCAAUCCUUACAAAGUUUAACAGGAGUUUCACCAGGAGAAGGGACAGGGGCGACAAUGUCUGAUGAAGAAGAUGAUGAUGAGCAAGUAGAUAGCGACGGACACUUGUUCGAUAUGGGUGGUGGUGGUCAUGACUCCAUGGGUUUUGGUCCUUUAAUUCUUACCGACAGUGAGAAAUCUUUGAUGGAGCGUGUAAGGCAGGAGCUGAAGCAUGAAUUGAAAAACGGUUACAAGGAGAAACUUGUAGACAUUAGGGAGGAAAUAUUACGCAAGAGAAGGGCAGGGAAACUACCUGGUGAUACCACCUCAGUCUUGAAAGCCUGGUGGCAAUCUCACUCCAAGUGGCCAUACCCAACUGAGGAGGAUAAGGCGAGGUUGGUGGAAGAAACAGGAUUGCAACUAAAACAGAUAAAUAAUUGGUUCAUCAAUCAAAGGAAGAGGAAGUGGCACAGCAAUUCCUCCUCUUCCACAGCCUCGAAAAGCAAACGCAAAAGUGGGAAAUAAGUAAUAAUGCAGGUGAAAACGGUAACAUUUGUGACGUGUAAGAGAAAUUACCUAGGUAAUAGCUGUGCUGAUGCUGCUCGUGCUUCCACAUUUUUCAUACACAAACAAAUGUCGAAUAGGCUGAGAAGCUGCUAAAGCGAUCGGAGGAAGAGGAGAGCAUCAACUUUAUAUAUAUAUAUAUGUAAUAUAUGAGGGUGAUUUUAUUUAAUCUCCUGGUAGAAGAGCGCGUCCUACAUAAUUUGCUGUUUGCUCCAGAUAGAAGACUAAGUAUUUGUCUGUGUGUACUGUGUAUAUAUAUUUAUUUAUACAAAUGGCAACAGCUUAAUUAUGAUGCAAUGUUGCUGCAUCAAAGACCAAUACAAAGUUUUAGGUGGAUAUUUAUUUGUCAUAUUUAAUACUUUGGAUAGUUUUUGAAAUAUAUCAAAAAUGAGGCAUUGUGU